Molecule: messenger RNA, 4403 nt
Organism: Ostrinia nubilalis (European corn borer)
Lineage: Eukaryota; Metazoa; Arthropoda; Insecta; Lepidoptera; Crambidae
Gene: hook
Product: protein hook
Exons: 14
Coding region: 291-2372 (693 amino acids)
Biological process (GO): cytoskeleton-dependent intracellular transport; cytoplasmic microtubule organization
Cellular component (GO): cytoplasm; centrosome
Molecular function (GO): microtubule binding; dynein light intermediate chain binding
Source: RefSeq, a predicted model, not a curated record
UUAAAUAAAAUCAAGAAUAACAUGUAAAUUAGUUUUUAAAUAUUUUCAUAUUUUAUUUUUUAAUUGUUUGUUUAUUAAUGUAUCAUAGUAAUUGAGCUAUCUUUGUAAACGAAAACGGAACAUCAAACGUCACGUCACCGAAGAGACAAUCACGAAAAAAGUAUUUUGUUUCUGUUUCAGAUGUCGUUUUAGCUAUUAAUUCAGGCUCUUAAAUAAUGUUUCGCUAUAAAUAAAGUACCAAGCUGCAUACUAUUUCAGUAAAAAAUAUUCCGUAAAGUACUUUAUCAAGAAUGGAAGAAAAUCUAAACGGUGUUGUUUUGUGUGACAAUCUGAUCAAAUGGUUACAGACUUUAAAUCUUACUGCUAAACAUGGAAAUCCUUCAGAUCUGUCUGAUGGGGUGGCUAUAGCAGAAGCCCUCACUCAAAUUGCCCCUGAGUACUUCACUCCAGCAUGGAAUUUGAAGAUUAAAACUGAUGUGGGCAAUAAUUGGAGACUGAAAGUGAGCAACCUGAAGAAAAUAUUGGAGGGUGUUGUUGAUUAUCAUCAGGAUAUUUUAAACUUAAGCUUGCAGGAGUUUUCAAGGCCAGAUGUGGUGAAUAUAGCAGAGACUGCAGAUCAAUCAGAUCUGGGGAGGCUACUGCAACUUGUGCUCAGCUGUGCUGUCAACUGCAUAAAAAAAGAGGAAUAUAUAACUCGUAUUAUGGAAAUGGAGUUAUCAUGCCAGCGGUCAAUAAUGCAAGCAAUACAGGAACUGGAGACGCUGACGCUGGGCGUGAAUCGUGGCAGUCUGCACCUGGAGCCGGCGCCCGCCGACCACUCCGAUGCGGACAUGAAGGAGGUGCUGGCGCAGCGCUGCCAUGAGCUAGACACACAGGUGAAAGUCCUGCAAGAGGAGAAGAUGACAUUGCUGGGCGAGGUCGCUCGGCUGACGGAGUCGCGGGCGGCCGGCGCCGGCGCCGACGCGCACGACCUCGACGACGCGGGCGCGUCGCUGGGGCCCGCGCACGCCGGCACGCUGCGGUACAGCAACAUGCGCGCGCAACUAGAUGCGCUAAAAGACGAGCUCGAUAAAGUCGAGCUACAGAGGGAUGAUCAACGUGCGCGCGCUGACGCACUCGAGAGAGAAGUCGCUCUACUGAAGCUUAGGAACGAGGAGCUACAGAUAGCAGCAUCGGAGAACGUGACGCUAAAGGACGAGGUGGACGCCCUGCGGGAGACGGCGGCGAAGGCGGCCGCGCUCGAAGCCACCGUCGCCUCCUACAAGAAGCGGAUGGAGGAGCACGUGGAUCUGCGGAGACAGGUGAAACUGCUGGAGCGCGCGAACACGGAGCACGUGCAGCGCGCCAUCGAGCACGAGCAGGCGGCUGCGCGACACAACGCCGUGCGCGCGCAACUCGACAUCUACAAGAAGCAGGUGACAGAUCUAAACGAAAAGUUGGACGCAGAGAUAACGAAGGCUGACAAAUUAGAGAUAGAGAACAAGAAGUUGAGCAGCCGAGUGGCGUCAUUCCAGCGCGAGCGGGACACCAUACUGCAAGAGCGGGACACGCUGAGGGAAACAGUCGAUGAGCUGCGCUGCUCUACUAUCACCACAGGUGCAAGCGAAGACAACGUAUCGCGCGAGUUGAUACCCAACGACGUGAAGGAACAGCUGAUUCGAUUAGAACACGAAAAUAAGCUUCUGCGACAGAACCAAGGCGCGCAGGCAGACCAAGCUUCAGUGCAGGCGUUGCUGGAAGACUACGCGGCGCGAUUAGAGAAGCAGCGCGCCGUGAACCGCGAGGCCAACCAGCGCAUCAUGCAGUUGGAAGCCACGCUCGAGGCGCCGCACCCGCGGCUCGCCUCCGCCAUCGAGGACAGCCAGAGGAAAUCAUUACAAGUGGAGGAGCUCCAAGCAGCGUUAUCAGAAGAACGACGGCGGAGCAGCAAGUUACAGGAGGCGUUAGCGGCGCGAGAAGCCGAGCUACUGGCCACCGAGGACAAGUACAAGAAGUGCGUCGAGAAGGCCAAGGAGGUCAUCAAGUCGCUGGACCCCCGCGCGACCGGCCAGCCAUCGUUGUCUGACAUCACGCUGGGAUACUCGCGAGGCGCUGGCGCCGCGCCGUCCCGAGCUGACGCCACUCCUGCGCACAAUCGACACGAAUGGAGCGGCAGCGGCAGCGGCAGCGCGAGCUCCGAAGGCGCGCGGGCAGGCCACAACGAGCAGCGUCUCUUAGCAUCCGCGUGGUACCAGCUAGGCGCUCGUUGCCACCGGGACGCGGUUGAAACGCGUUUCGCGCUCCUAUCAGCCGGCCACUCCUUCUUGGCCCGCCAGCGGCGUCAGCCGGCCCGCGCGCGCGCCCCACCCGCGCCGCCCGCGCCCGCGCAAUGACCCCGCCGCGCGCGUCUGCGCGUCCUCUACAGUAAGGACCGCACGCUCAUACUAACAGAGUGAGUGCGUAUUAGUGGUGUGCCGCGUAUCCGUGGAUAGUAAGGUAAAACAUACACUCGAAAAAAAUUAACCCUCCUUCUGGCGCAGUCGGGCUAAAAGACUGCAUACGUUACUUUUACGAAACGAGCAUAACUCCUAUUUUCAUAAGAUCGCGAUCAGCCGGGCUAGGAUGCGCGCCGUGAUAAAAUUUAUCGAUGAUUUUAGACGACAAAUGUAUGGGCUUAUCACGUAAAAUCGAUAAAAUGGCGUGAUAAACGCUUAUCGCGGCGCGCAUCCUAGGUCUACUGGCCAGAUGCCAAACGCGCCGAUUAUGUAAAAAACCCAGAUACGACAAUCCGCGGAUAUGCUUUUAUGAUGAUCCGGCACGUGACUUGUACGCACUGUCGUCGCUUCCCAGUGACUCGACUGCUUCGAAAUGGACAAAUGUGCGACCAAACGUUGACGUCGAUACUGAUAAUUCACAUGUUCUUUUUAUUUCUUAUAUUAGAGACUUCAAUAAAGUACCUAAGUAAUUAGAAAACUAUCACACGUGUACAUCAUCACACUUCACUUAUGUAAAGUGAACUUACGAAAUUAGUAUGCAAGAAGUUGAUAUAGGCGUCAGUAGUACAACUUUCAUGUGGUUUUGCAUUUUUGACCGCAAUUUGUUAACAUUAUUUACUAUUUCUCAAUGUAGAGACAUUAUACAUAAUAAUUGAUCCUCCUCUGAGUAAAUAAUAAAUUUAAACUUUUCCUUUUCAAAGUGCUUUCGAGUCGUAGCCGAACGGCGACUUAUCGGGGACCAUGUAUCUGAUUAUAUUAAAGUUCGUACAUUCUUAAUCUCUCACUAAAUUAUUUUUCGGUCUCUAAAAUUUUUGGUCUCCUCAUAUUUAAAUUUUUUGCUUAAAAAUUCCAUAAUUUUAAUUGCUUAGCUCUUCCAGUUAAUCUAAGCUGUAAAUACUUUUUGUAGCACAAUGAUUGAUCAACGAACAAUUAUGUUUAUCUGCACUUAUGAUAAUUUUAAAUAAGUCAUCACAGCGAUCUAUCAUUGCUGGCAACUGUACCCUUCAUUUUGCAUUUGGGUAGAAUACUGAGAUAUACCGGUAAUUUUGUCUGGUAAACAAUUGUUUUUGUUAACUUCAUAAAAUAUACAUAUUUUCUUCAAACAAUUGUUAGUAAGAAGUGAUAACUUUUAUUCUGUUUUUUCUUCAAAUUGUAAAAACCCACCUCCCUACAUGGUUAACAACCUGUAUGCUAAAUAAUAUAAUUUGUUCCUACUACUAACAUCUAACAUUGUUUAACUGCCCAUCAGUCAGCUCAACUAAGUUUAAUUUCAGGAAUGCUUUUGAUACCAUUGAAUAAUUUAUAGUAGAAAAUGUAAUACAUUUAUAGCGUACUAAGAACAAAUUAGAUAGCUUAAUUAUAACACUUUUUGUACUACACACGACCCAUUUCAUUUAGUUAUAAUCAAGACAAAUCUCCGGAGAACCAAUUGAAUUUGUAUUUACUAUUUUUUUUAGAUAUAAUCGUUGUCAGUAUUGUAUAUAGUAACAUAAAUAAAUAUAUAUUGUUGUAUGUCAUACGCUAUAUUAUGUAGAUCAUAUUCGUGUAUGAUUGCUAUAAUACCUUAUUGUAUUAAUUUUAUUAGCGUCACGAAAUAAAUUUAAUACCCGCCCACAACUAUUUAUAAAAAUACUGUCAAUCAACGAGUUAUGUUUGAAACUUUGCAUUAUGUUACAUCACAAUCAUUUUAGAUUUUACUCAUAAUUAUUACAUGUGAUAAUUUCGUAGGAGUAAGACAAAGUGGAAAAACAUUGUAUUAUACUUUAUAAAAAACAAUUAGAGAAUUGUCUUUGCCAAUAUCUAGACGAUAUCUUUGUUGAGGUGCAAUUAGUGCAAAUUAUUAUUUAUAAACUACAUGUAAAUGUGAUUCAUUGUUGAUAAUGACAAUAUAUUGAGUUUUGAGAUGAUAAUAUAUAACUUUUUUCAAAA